Molecule: messenger RNA, 978 nt
Organism: Eufriesea mexicana
Lineage: Eukaryota; Metazoa; Arthropoda; Insecta; Hymenoptera; Apidae
Product: transcription factor Sox-21-B
Exons: 1
Coding region: 1-978 (325 amino acids)
Biological process (GO): positive regulation of transcription by RNA polymerase II; neuron differentiation; brain development
Cellular component (GO): nucleus
Molecular function (GO): DNA-binding transcription activator activity, RNA polymerase II-specific; RNA polymerase II cis-regulatory region sequence-specific DNA binding
Source: RefSeq, a predicted model, not a curated record
AUGAUGAGCUCUCACCAACAACACCCCGGCUACGGGUUCCUCUCCGGCAUGGACCUGCACUCGGUGCACCACGUGAGUCAGGAUAUGAACGUGGGCAAUCAACAGACACCGUCGUCGCAGGAGCAACACAUUAAGAGGCCUAUGAACGCGUUUAUGGUGUGGUCUCGGAUUCAACGAAAGAAGAUCGCAUUAGACAACCCCAAGAUGCACAAUUCCGAGAUCUCGAAGAGACUCGGCGCCGAGUGGAAGCUGCUGUCCGACACGGAGAAGAGACCCUUCAUCGACGAGGCGAAACGUCUGCGCGCCAUGCACAUGAAGGAACAUCCGGACUACAAGUAUCGUCCACGAAGAAAGCCGAAGGUGCCGGUGUCCGUGGUGCCGGGCAAGGCGGGUUCCAUGAGCCCAGGUGGCUUCCCCAGCUUCCCUCUGCCGCCAUACUUCGCUGCACCUGCUGCACCGGUCUCCCAUCAUCAUCAUCAUCCGCACCCCCUCGACUAUCCACCUCUGCCGCCGUAUUUCGGCUCCGCCUUCGACGCCGUCCACCUGAGCAAGCUGGUGGCCGGUAGCAGCGGCACCGGGUCCACGUCGUCGAGCGCUGCUGCGGCUGCGGCCGCGGCUGCAGCCGAUGCGGCCAACAACAACGCUGCAUCCGCCGCAGCGGUAGUGAGCAGCUUCUACUCCGGCUUCUACUCCUCGCCGACGACAGCAGGUAAGCCGUAUCACACGACGGCGUCUCAUCUUGGGCCACUGUUUCCAACCGGACAUCACACGGUGGCCGCGACAGCGCCACAUCCGCCGCUCAUGUUCUCAUCCUCGUCGACGACCGGCUCCGGGAGCAUCGUCACGACCACCAGCAGUCCUGGAAGCAGUCCGGGGUCCACGCCGAUACCGUCGUCUCAUCAGCAAGUCUCUACGCCUACCACGUCGACCACGCUGGACCUGGAGCAGCUACGCCGGCCAGUCUCCGUGAUAUUCUAG